AUGGAAAACGUUAAAAUAAAUGAAAAUGAAAGCAUUGAAUAUGAUGAAAAAAAUAAAUUAGCCACUUAUGAACACAAUGACAUAGUAUUUUUUAAGCACAAAGAAAAAAACAAAAUCGGAAUUGGAAGAAUAGUUAAUUUUUACACAGAACUUAAACUAAAUGAUAUAUUCUUAUCGUCUGAACACAAGGUGAGUUUGGCAAACUAUACAAAAAUUUUGAAUAAUCUAAGCGAUGGAAAAUAUGUUCAAAAUUAUAUCGAUAAUUUAAGGAACCAAAAUACAACCAUUACCUCAAAACAAGUAUCUAACACAAAUACAAAUGACACAAAAAGUAAUUGCAAUCUUUACGAAAAGGAGGAAGAAAAACAAAGUUAUAACUAUUUUAACAUAAACGAAAAAGAUAAAGAAAGCGAAAUUCAUGUUAGUACAAAAACGGAAAUUAAUAAAACUACAAACCCUGAAUUCAAACAUGGAAUAAAAAUAAGACACAGGAAAAAAAAAGACUAUUCGAAUGAUAGUUCUCUUUUACGUAGUAAUAGCAUAAGCAGCUGUGUAACACGUAAAAAUGAUGAGAAAAGAAAAUCAAGUAAAAUGUUUUAUAUAGUUCAAUCAUUUGAAAGUUAUAAAUACAUUUUACAAUAUAAAAAAGUUUUUAAACAUUAUAAAAUUUUUAUUCAUAAAAAAUGGGAAAUUAUCAAAUCUAGCUUUUGCAAAAGUAUACAAAAUAAAGUGUGUUUUGUACUAGCCAUGAAAUUAUUUGAAGUAAAAAAGUUAUACCCGAACAAUACAAAUUUACAAAAUAUUAUGAUAAAUAAUUUAAUGAAAAUUUAUAAAAGUGAAAGAGAUCUCCACAUAGAUCAUCUCGUUCUAAAUUUUAUUAAAAAAAUAGAUGUCAGAAUUAUAUUACAAAAUAGUGUACUCAUAACGAACGAUGAUUUUAAUGAAAUUAUCUCCAAAGACAAAAAGGAAAAAGAAGAAGACACACAAAGCAAGUACCCAUAUACAAACACACUAGACUCGCAUAACGAUGACUCAGAAAAAAUCGAACAAGAGGGAAUAUUGCAAUCAUGGUCGUUACAAAAAAAAAGUUUCACACCUAAUAAACUAAAACAUUAUUAUCACAACUACAAUGAAACAUCUGAUCAAAAAAUUAAUGAACAGAGCGAUCAGAGUAGUAUCAUCCAUGACAGUAUUGCAGAUAAUUACAAUAAAUUCCACAUUGAUUAUGGAAAGAAACAUCCAAUAAAUUACUUUCAACACGAUAAUGAACAAGGGAACGAUUCUGAAAUGUUGAAAAGGAAUAACAAUAGUAUCCAAGAGUGCGUAAAGAGAAGAAAAGUAAUAGAAGGAGAAACUUUUCAGUACGAAUUAAAAGGAAACUUAUUGGCCAAAUUUAAGUCUCCUAAAGGUGUUUUAUAUAGAAGAUGUAUUAAAAGCAUUUACAAAAACAAAAAUAAUAUUCUGUCAUACUUCUUAAUAACGCCCUCUUUUUUUUGGUUUAAUGAUUCCUAUUAUUUUUCAUGUUUAAAUAUCGAUAUGGAUAUUUUUGAACUCUUGGAAAUUAUUAAAAUUAUAGAUGACUCCAAAAAAGAACAAAUAGAAAAUAUAUCUUUUGAGAAAUAUAAAAGUUUGAGAAAAAUUUACAACUGUACAUCUAACCCUAAUAUUAAUGAAACGAAUAAUUUGCUACGAAAAAAUUCUGCAGAAAAUAAUGUCCCCAUUAAAAUUGAGGUUCCAACUUCGAAGAGAGGUAGGAAAAAAAAAAAUAGAAAAGAACGAAAAAGGAAUAACUUACAAGCGAAGAUACAAAAAAGAAAUGAAAAUGAACUUAGUGAAGACGAUAAUUUAAAGCCCAAUGGUAGCAGGGAAAAAAUACGAAGGAGAAUGAAAAAAAGAAAAAGGGGACAAGAAGAAUCCUUUCUGGAUAGCAAGUCAGCCAAAGAUGAAAAAAUUAAGAGGAGAAAAAAAUUAGUAGAAAAACAAGAAGUAAAAGAAAAAAAACGUAGAGGUAGGAAGAAAAAAGUAGUGUCACUUCAAAAUGGGGAAAAUACACAGGAACAUAAAGAGACAGAAAAUAUCGAAGAAAUAAAAGAACUUACGGAGCUUAAAAAUAUGGAGGAACAUAAGGAAGCAGAAAAUAUCGAAGAUACAAAAGAACAUACGGAACCAAAAAAUAUGGAAAAACAUGAAGAGGCAGGAAAUACCGAAGAAACAAAAGAAUACAGAGAAUCCCAAAAUGUGCAAGAAGGUGUAACGCAAAAAGAAAACGAAAUGGAGAUACACGACGAAUGCAAAAGUAAAAUACUUGCUAUAAACGAAACUAAAGCACAGAAUAGCGAAUUCGACAGUAAAGGAGAAAAAAAUUCCUUUUUCAAAGAGAAGAAUUCAUUACAGAACAACCUAACUAAAAUGAUUCAAGAAUCAUCAAAAAAGUCUCUAUUCAAUAUAAGUAAGGAAAAAACGAAUACAUACAUUACAAAAAUCACACAUUUUUUUAAACUUUCAGAAAACAAAAAACAGAAAUUAAAUCUUCACAAUGAAGAGGAUGAAAAAGGAAUAUUAUCUCAAACCAGUAUAAACGAAAGUACAUAUAGUAAUGCCAGUAUCGUGGAUGAUAAAAAGGAGACAACGAUUAUAACCAAAUCAAAUAGAGACGAAUUUAAUAUGAACAUACAUGAAAAUGUGAAUCAAGGGAAAGAAUGUAUGAGCCCCAAAAAAGAAGAUUCAGAUUAUAGUAAACUUAACGAAAAUGACAAUCAAGGAUAUACAAAUAUAGCUGAAGUUAAAGAAAACCCUGAUAACAAAAGUGAAAAUCCAAAAGUAGAAGAUGUAAAUGUUCGUGUUGAAUGGAAAUGCACAAAUAAGAUAAAGAAAUGCAUAAACAGUAAUGAGAAUAUACUUACCAGUAAAUUAAUUGUAAAUGAUAGAGAGUUAGAUGUAUACAUUCUAGACGAUGAUCCCCUCGUGAAUAAAGAAAACACAGAGGGGAUGCAUCUGUGUGCAAAUUAUAAAGAGGAAAAAAACGUAAAUGAAACAUGUGUGGUUAUAAACGAUCAGACGAAACAUGUGACAGAUAAUAAGAAUGGCAAUAAUAACAACAAUAAUAACAGCAAUAGUAAUAGCAAUAAUAAUAAUAAUAUCUGUAAUAAAUGUGUCAAUACAGCUAUUAAAGAAAAAGUUAUAAUUGAUUCCCCCAAACACGUGGAAGAUAAAGUAGAACUUGCAUGUAAAGAAGCGAACGAAAUGAAUAUUAAAAAUGAAGAUUUUUUAGAAAAAAAAAAAUUGAGCGGUGAGAAUGUAAAUAUCCAUGUACAUUCCAUAAGUGAUAAAAACAAUUUCUUGAGUGUAAAAAAGGAGGUAACUAAUGAAGACAAUGGUAGCUAUCAAAACGAUUCCACAACUAGCCAAAAUUCAUAUGAAAAAAAGGAAACAGUUAAUGGAUAUAAUGGUAGCGAUCAAAACGAAUCCACAACUAGCCAAAAUUCUUACGAAAAAAAGGAAACAUUGAAUAGCGAAAAUAUAAGCGAUAAGAACGAGUUCACUAUUAGCCCAUAUUAUGAUGAAAAUAAUGAAACCUUAAACAGUUUUAUAGCUAGUGAACAGAAUGAAACCGACAAACUGGAGAAUAGAAACCAAAGUAAUGCCAACAAUAAAAAUGUCUUCGUGAAAACAGAACUUAUUGAAAAAGGAGAAUAUAAUUUCACAGUUCACAUAAAUCUCACGAACAAAAAUGAUACUUCUAAUAUAUUUGACACAACACAAGAGAAUAGUAACAACUAUUGUAAAAACGAAAUCUCUGAACAUAUUAAAGAAUGCCUAGACGAUGAAAAAAUUAAAAAAAUAGAAUCCUUGUACAAAUAUUGUAAAGAAGAUAUUAACAUACUGUUAUACAUUUAUGUUAUGCAAAUAUAUGUUAAUAAAUUAUGCAAAAAUGUAAUUGUGAAAGUACUAAGUCCAAAGUGUAAAAAUGUACGAAAAAAAAAAUAUCCAGAUAAUGAUUUUAUUUUAACCCCCUUAAUAGGAUAUUCUUAUGCAAACUAUUACUAUUUAAAAUUAAAUAAAAGGAAUAGCAAAAUAAAAACAGAGAGUACAGAUGAGAGGAAUUUUAAAUUAAUAAACAAUACCUUGAUAACGAAGAAAAGAAGAAAAAGAAAAAAAAAACGAGGUCGAAAAAAAAAAUUAAUAAUACAAAAUAAGCCAGGUAGAAAAAGAAAAAAUAUAUAUAAAAAUAAAAAUGAUCUUUUAAGUGCUACCUAUAGAAAAUCAAAAAGGUCUAGGUUAAUAAAAAUUUCAACAAUAAAGAAUUCAGGUGACACAUCAUCUGAGAAAGCGGAAAAUAUUGUAAAGUGUACAACGAAAUAUAUUAAUUUUUAUUUAUGGGGUAUAUAUAAUUGGAACUAUAACAAAACAUUACGUGUUUCUUUCAACAAUAUUUCAAAUAAAAAAAUAAGUAACUUUGAUAUUUACAAUUUCUUUUUUUAUAAUUAUGACACCAUCUCCAACUUAAAUGAAAUAAAUAAGGACCUAAGCACAUUAAUAAAUAUAUACAAAAAUGUUAGAACUAUUUUAUAUCAAAAUUCGUCUAUAUAUGGAAAUUUAUUCUUAUUGAAACCUAUGAAUAAUAUGACAAGAACUCAUUCGGAUGAAGAGCUAAUAAAAUUCUGGUUAAAAACACUUAAUGAGUUGAGUACAAUCAGGGAGGGCUUUUGUAAAUUCUUUUAA
Molecule: messenger RNA, 4722 nt
Organism: Plasmodium gonderi
Lineage: Eukaryota; Apicomplexa; Aconoidasida; Haemosporida; Plasmodiidae
Exons: 3
Coding region: 1-4722 (1573 amino acids)
Source: RefSeq, a predicted model, not a curated record